Molecule: messenger RNA, 1493 nt
Organism: Eucalyptus grandis
Lineage: Eukaryota; Viridiplantae; Streptophyta; Magnoliopsida; Myrtales; Myrtaceae
Product: protein LURP-one-related 10
Exons: 3
Coding region: 223-894 (223 amino acids)
Source: RefSeq, a predicted model, not a curated record
CAAAGAUCAGAAGAUGGAAAGCGAAAACGGAUAGGUAUGAAAUUAAAAUUGAGAGCAAACAUCCUUUAUCGCAUCAUGAACGCGACGCCAUUGUGUUAGAACUGCAAUAUUCGCGACCCAGAACAGAUCAAGAAACCGCUAGAAGCACGAGUUCCUCUAAAAGGAAAGGCUCAAACGCCAUCGCUCGAUUCCCUCGCGACCUUCGAACAGGAAAAGAGAAAAAUGGACGAUCGGUGUCUGAUUAUGGCCUCCGAGACAACGUACCCUCCCUUAGUGAACCCGGUGGCCGUUGUGAGCCGGAAAUUCUGCAUGCCUAAUGUGGUCGAACUCGUCGUCGCGAGGAAACACGCCGCCAUCCCCGGAGGCGGUCUUUUGGUCACGGAUGUUAGUGGCAACAUCGUGUUCAGAGUUAAGGGUUCCUCCGUUAGCAUCCACGAACACCUCAUCUUGAACGAUGCCGCGAGCAAUGCCGUCGUCUCCCUCCAACAAAAGAUUUUGACUGCUCAUCGGAGAUGGCAAGCUUACAGCGGUGAUAGCUCGUGCCCCGACAACCUAAUAUUCAUGGCCAAGAAGUCGUCGCUAAUGCGAAUUCAUGGGACAGAGAUAGAUGUGUUCCUAGCAGCCAACACCAGAGAAGAUGCUUGCGACUUUAAGGUCAAAGGGAACUGGCUGGAACGAUCAUGCACCAUAUAUGCCGGACAUGGCACUAUAGUCAUUGCUCAAAUGCAUAAGGAUCACAAGGCGCAAAACAUUGCACUCGGAAAGGACACAUUCGGCAUAACGGUGUAUCCGAAUGUAGAUUAUGCUCUCAUUGUUGCCCUUGUGGUGAUCCUUGAAGAGAUUAAUGAAGACACGUUUGCUGGAAAGCACUCCUUUUCUUGUAGUCACCCUUAGCCUUUUUCCAUCUUCAUUUUAUCGAUCAGUUGCAAUUUGCAUUUCCUCAAUGAUAGAAUUCUUUCCACAAGCUUUAAACACUUAGCAGCUAUGUCGCAAAGCUGAAUGCGCCGCGUCAAUCAUGCAAGUGGCACAUCAAAUGCUUUUCUCCUGUGUAUUGGUGCAUCGACAAUAUUAGAUGCCCGGACGUUCAUAAGAUAUGCAGAUAUAUAGCAAGACAGAUCGAGGGGCAGAAGCUGAACCUUAAGCCAAGAGGGGACUCAAUAUGGCAUGGACUUGCAACACCCUAAAACCAUCUAUUUACACAAGCGUUGCCAUUGCAAGAGCAACUUCAAAUUACAAGACUUCCCGACGAUUUGAAGCAAUGUUUUUUUUUGCCGGAUGCAAGCAUUUUCGAGCAUGACGACCUAACAUCAGUCGCAUUUUUGUAUUUGUGGUUAAAAACAUCAGUCACACGUCACACAUGCACAAAAAAGAACCGGGACGAUCAGAUAAGUUGAACAUAACAUGCCCAUCUAACUUACCAGCGCAAUUAAUACUGAUUCAUAGAAGAAAAAUCGCAUUCUUAUGAAUGAUAUAUCAAGAUGCUAACCAGCAGA